Talaromyces marneffei is the source of this 1107-nucleotide messenger RNA. RefSeq lists its product as uncharacterized. Lineage: Eukaryota; Fungi; Ascomycota; Eurotiomycetes; Eurotiales; Trichocomaceae. The record is from RefSeq and is a predicted model, not a curated record. Gene Ontology annotation, biological process: transmembrane transport; monoatomic cation transport. The transcript has 2 exons. Bases 1 to 1107 code for a protein of 368 amino acids. Gene Ontology annotation, molecular function: monoatomic cation transmembrane transporter activity. Gene Ontology annotation, cellular component: membrane.
AUGGACACACUCCCUAUAGCAAGCGAUAUCGAGCUUGAGCGACUGCGGAGAUCCAUUGUUGACCCGCCAAACACAUCGCUGUUGAGUAAACAUAUUCAUCGGAGAAUUCGCCGGGCACAUACCUAUCACAAGACCCAAAAUUCGCACAUCAACCGUCUCCUCCAGGUGGCAAAUGACCCAACUGCAACGCGGCUGUUGGACGAUCGACCGGACACAUCGGCCUUUCACAUCAAGGCCGCCAUUUACCUUUCCAUCUAUGGCACCAUCAUCGUCGCAGCGCUGCAGAUCUAUGCUGCUGUAACGACACGUUCAUUGUCAUUGUUUGUCACCAUGGCGGAGAGUUGCUGCGAGGCUGUGAGUAACAUUGGCCUCGAUUACCUUCACAGGAAAUCCAAGAAGCUCAGCCAUUCGACCCGAUGGCCCGUGGGCGCAGGGAGACUCUGCAACGCCGGCAACAUCUGCUUUGCCUUUGCCCUGAUGGCCGUCUCAUUGGUCCUGGUCGUUGAGUCGAUGCGUGCGUUGGCCAGCAACGGACACGAGCUCGGAAAAUUUGAAGUGGCAGCCAUUGUCGCUGCUGCGUGCGGAUUCGGCAUUAAGCUUUUUUUGGCCGUCUAUUGCUUCAUCUUUCGGAAACACAGUAGCCAAUUGGAGAUGCUCUGGGAGGACAACCGCAACGACUGCUUCGAAUAUGGAUUUGCCAUCUUCACCUCCGCAGCUGGUGCCAAGCUGAAAUGGUGGGUUGAUCCGGCCGGUGCCAUGCUCAUCGCCUGUGUUAUCAUCGUCACCUGGAUCGGUACUGUACGUUCGGAAUUUCUGGAGCUCUGCGGAAUAGGAGCCUCCCCCAGCGUGGUGCAGGAGAUCGUGUUCCUUACUCUUCGUCAUUCUGAUUUGAUAUUGAAAGUCGACUCAGUCCAUGCGUAUCACUGGGGUGAAGACUUGUUCGUCGAGGUGGAUAUUGUUAUGGCGCCUGAGCGCAGCCUUCGCGAGGCCCAUGAUGUCUCGCAAGGGCUACAAGACAAGCUCGAGACGGUUGAAGGCUUCGAUCGAGCUUUUGUACACGUUGACUACGAGGCGUCUCAUAUGCCCGAGCACCGCAAAACCCGCUGA